UCACCUAUUAUCGCCCAAUGGUCAGGGCUGCUAUGACGUCACCCAUUCAUGCCAGACACACUUAGCACCAGCUCCUGGUAUAAAACCAGUCCCCGCUAUCCCCGGUUAGCGUCAUUCGCCAUGGCUUCUUCUCGCACAACCUUGACCAUCUUGCAGCUGAUGGCCUUGAUCACCUGCAUCCUCGCAGCUGAUAUAAAGUCAUCUGAUAACGCAGAUGAUGUCAAGGACAUCGACACUGAUAACGAUGGGGAUGACCUUGACACGCAGGAGACUGGCUGGUUGUUCGCGGAAAAGAUGAGGCAGUUGGAAUACUUCAAGAAUAAAUUGCUUUCACCCUUGCUGGGAUUUAAGUCACCCUACUCUUACAACUCUUAUGGUGGAGGCUACCCUGGCUUCUCGAGCAAUGGCGGUAAUAAGUUCACCUCAUCGGUUUACUACGGUAAAAAUUCCCCUUCUUACUAUUACAACGGCGGCUCCAGCAACUACCCAGGUUCAUAUCCUGGAAUUGGUGGAUUUUCUUCGUUUGGUACUACUCAAAAUCAGCCCAACAAUAAUCAAUUCUACCCUUACAAGAAAGUAACUCCCACCUUCACCUCUAACGUUUGGUAUAACAGAGGCUUCUCUGGGGGCGUUUCUCAACCAAGCACUUCGACUUCCUAUGCUCCUGACUGUGACUAUACUGUGACUGGUUUUAAACCUUCGUCUUUUACGCCUUCGACCCCCAAUUACUCUUCAGGAACACCUCUUUAUGUCUAUUAUUCUAAUGCAAGCCCUACUCAAUCCUAUGCUGUUCCUUCUUCUACAUCACCUUCUUUCAAUUCUGCUACAGUUAACAUUCCAACGCCAGUUGCAGCUCAGCCAUCAUACACUCCACAAUACAUCUCAUCUGGCUUUACCUUCAAGUCAUCUAGCCCACAGUAUUCAUUUGGCAACUCACAAUCAUCUGGUCCAUCAUCUUGGGCGUCAAUAGUUCCUUCCGUACCUUCAGCUCCUGCCUCACCGUCUUGGUCAUAUGUCACCGGAUCCUUCCCAGCCUCAUCAUCUCUUCCUUCAAAUGCUGCCUCACCAUCUAUCUCUUCAGUUUCUGGUUCAGUUCCUUCAGCUCCAUCAACUCCUGCUCCCCCGUCUUGGUCAUAUGUCACCGCAUCCGCCCCAGCCUCACCAUCUCCAUCUUCAAAUGCUGCCUCACCAUCUUUCUUUUCAGUUUCUGUUCCUUCAGCUCCAUCAACUCCUGCUCCCCCGUCUUGGUCAUAUGUCACCGCAUCCGCCCCAGCCUCACCAUCUCCACCUUCAAAUGCUGCCUCACCAUCUUUCUUUUCAGUUUCUGUUCCUUCAGUUCCUUCAACUCCUGCUCCUCCGUCUUGGUCAUAUGUCACCGCAUCCGCCCCAGCCUCACCAGUUCUUCCUUCUAAUGCUGCCUCACCAUCUUGGUCUUCAGUUUCUGGGCCUGCUCCUUCAGCUCCUUCAACUCCUGCUCCCCCGUCUUGGUCAUAUGUCACUGCGUCCUCCCCAGCCUCUCCAACUCUAUCUCCCGCUCCUGCCUCACCAUCUUGGUCCUCGGUUUCUGGGUCUAUUCCUUCAGCUCCUUCAACUCCUGCUCCCCCGUCGUUGUCAUAUGUCACCGCAUCCAUCCCAGCUUCACCAUCACUUCCUUCUACUCCCGCCCCACCAUCCUGGUCUUUAGUUUCUGGGUCUAUUCCUUCAGCUUCUUCAACUCCUGCACCACCUUCUUUGUCUUCGGUGACAGAGUCUUUCCCAUCUUCACCAUCACCACCUCUAGUAUAUGCCACACCCUCUCCACCCCCUUCGUACUCUGUUAGUGGACCUUUACUAUCCUCACCUUCACCAGUUUCUGUUGUUCAACCAAAUUACGUGGUUCCCUCAACAGCAGUAGUCUCAGAUCAACAAAAUGUAUUUCCUUCUGAAGAAGUUGCCAUAACUCCCGCUCCUCCCAAAGUUAAGGGUCACUUUGUCACUACUCUUCCCGGACCUAAACUUGCUCUUCCUGAAGAACCGUCUCUCUACAACCCUGGAUCCUCAUAUGCUUUAUCUUACUAUCCCAACCUAUUUAUUAUUACCAAUGAGCAACAUUUGGACUCUCCAUCGCAACCAGCUGCCUCUCCUCAACGACAAGAUACAUCGACUUCCACUUCUACUAGUUCCACAGGAACUUCUUUACAGUCAUCUUCUGUCGCUCCUGAGACUUCUACACCGUCCUCACAGAGCUCCCCUCAGGUUCCUGCUCAGCCGGUGCUCACUUCAUAUUACUCCUCCAACACCAUAGACCAGACAAGAGUACCUUUAGUAUACCCUGUUCAACAACCCGCGUCACCACCUGCGGACGGGAUCUUUUACAAUUACCCUGUGGUACCAAAUGCUUACCCUGUAUCUUCUGGCUAUGCUUCAUCACAAAAUCCACCACAAGGAAUUCAAAUAAUUUCAUCUUCUAAAAAUGUCCCAUCUAGCAGUAUCUACCAAAUUCCUUUUGGAUACGGUUAUCAAACACCAAAUCAAGUCAUUACUGGUAACACGCCAGUAAUUCAAUCUACGAAAACACCGUUACCUGGAUGUUGAAUGUGGUAAAUUUAAAGUAAAAUAUAAACUCCAAGAUCUUGCAGGAGUAUUUGAAACAGUACAAGAAGAUGAUGGCGAAUCGAGUGAAAUUGUGUAGUUUUAAGAACUCUUAUAGUACGUUAUUCUAAUGCAAAUGCAAAUUGAAAAUGCUCACUUAUGUUAUAGUAGAUUUUUCAUACAAUAAACUACUUUUGUACUAAUUGAGAAUAAAUAAUUUUUCCCGUG
Homalodisca vitripennis (glassy-winged sharpshooter) is the source of this 2799-nucleotide messenger RNA. Its product is annotated as extensin-2-like. Lineage: Eukaryota; Metazoa; Arthropoda; Insecta; Hemiptera; Cicadellidae. Bases 49 to 2574 code for a protein of 841 amino acids. The transcript has 3 exons. The record is from RefSeq and is a predicted model, not a curated record.